Messenger RNA from Chara braunii, 3471 nucleotides. Lineage: Eukaryota; Viridiplantae; Streptophyta; Charophyceae; Charales; Characeae. The record is from the annotation of a GenBank genome assembly.
CCCAAAUGCAGGGAAUUCAGCCCAAAACGCCACAGUCCUUACUGGCGUUCAGUACAGCGGUCCCAUGGUGGACAAGCGGGCGGCCACGCUGCCGUCCAAGUACGACGGGAAGGCUGACAUCACCUCUUGGAUUAGUUCCAUGCGGUCAUACUUCGAGGUCAUGCGGACACCGCAAGAGGACCGAAGUAUGAUCAUGGGAACUAAUACCGAGCCUGCCGUAGGAAACUACAUUGAGCUCCAAGCUGUUGCUGCAGGCUAUGCACGCGUAGACCUGACUGAUUGGCUGAAGGUCACCCCUGUUCGCACCCUUGAGGAUCUUCUCCUUGACCCGUAUCAAUAUAAACAUGCUGCGCUCAAGGCUAGACUGAAGCUUGAGGCCCUCAAGGGCCAAACAUGGAGGUCAUCCAUGCAGGCUUUGGAACAACACCUGACUGGUCUAUUCACCACUCCGGAUCUAGGAAUGACUGACGUGUCUUGCAUGGAUGUAGUCAUGGGAGUGGCCCCUAAAGAAUACCUCUCCCUGCUAGCACUCAAGGACCAUGCUACCUGGCGAGAGCUCAUGAAAGACCUAUUUGACCUAGAGGCCAAGGACCUCGCAAGGCGCAAGAAGGCGCCCGCUGCAGGUGGGAAACCACAACGCAAGCGGUUUGGAGGCAGCAACCAGCUUGCACUGCAUGAUCAUCGGGAGGCUGACGAUCAGUCCUAUGCGGAUGAUCUGCCUCUAGAUGACGAUCUAGAGCCGGACUCCGAUACGGGCUGUGUGGGCAUCACCUUUGACAAAGACCGCACUGUCACACACGAGCUGAAUUUCUAUGUCUUGGACAAGUGUCCUUUCGACGCGGUCAUUGGCUUGGGCUGGCUAAAGGCUCAUUGCCCAAGGACCACAUGGGCGGACAAUCAGUUCGUGGUACUUGAUGCCAAGGGGAACGAGCGUACCGUCUUACUAGAUGAGACGCGCGAGUCCCCUGUGACUCUUCUAAGUGCUACCAAAUUCUGCAGCAAGUCAAUGGAGGAGCACGUCAAGCAUCUCGAGGAGGUCUUGCAAGUCCUCAAAGAUGCUCAACUGCACCUCAACUUGGAGAAAUCUGAGUUUGGCAGGGACAACGUUAUCUACCUUGGGCACCGGUUGUCUGCAAGCGGUCUUGAGCCGGAGGCAACCAAGGUUGAGGUCAUCUGCAACUGGCCUCAACCGGCGAAUGUACGCGAGGUUCACAGGCAUAAGCCUUAUGGCCUACUGAGACCUCUUCCCAUUCCCGAUGGACCCGGCGAGUCGAUUUCCAUCGACUUCACGGACAUGGGAAAGGUGAGUGAGGCUGGGAAUUCACAAGUCAUGGUCAUUGUGGACCGCUUCUCCAAAUUUUUGAACUUGAUUCCUCUCCCUCCUCACGCCCCGACUGAACUUGUCAUAGAAGAAUUCCAUCAGCAGUACAUUUUGCAGUCCGUCGUCCCGAAAACUAUUGUGAGUGAUCGGGACACCAGAUUCAUCAGCAAAGAUUGGAAAGACUUCACAUCUGAAAUCUACGACAUCAAACUGAACAGGACUUCUGGUCGACACCCCGAAGCCAACGGAUUGGCUGAGGAGAUCAACCAGAUUGUCAUCCAAUUGCUUCGCGCACUAAUUGUUCCAGAUCAGAACACGUGGGACAAGGAAUUGCACAAAGUGAAGGGGCUGUACAACAACUCCAUUCACUCUGCGACUGGUGUGACACCAAACCAAUUGCAGUAUGGAUGGCCGAUGCGUAAUCCCCUCUCCUAUCUGUUCCCUGAACGGUCACCUGGUCUGAUGCCCGGCAUGCCUGGCUACAAUGCCAAGUACGUACGCUUGCUUAAAGCUGCUACAGCAGCUAUGAACAAGCGCCAACAUGCCAUGAUCAAACAUGCCAAUAAGCGGCGCAAAGAAGAAAUGUUCAAAGUAGGGGAUUAUGUUUGGGUCAAAAUGUCUGAGUUUUCUGAUGAAGAGGGCAUAUCACGGAAGCUUCUUCCACGGUACUACGGCCCUUGGCAGAUUCUGAAGUGGCCCAAGCUGACUCCUCCUCCUAUGUUCUCUGGUGAGGACCCUAAGGUGGCUGUUGCAGAUUGGGUAAUUGCACAACGAACCUACCUGAGUGGGUUCAAGUGUGAUGAGGGUGUGAAGCUGGCUCAACUGGUGGCCAAUGUCGAACCAGGGAACAAUGUCCAGUACUCUGACGCAUCAGGCACCUUGCUAAAAGCUUUCGCGUCCGCAAUCAAAACCUAUCAAGGAAAAGAUUUCACACUGGCCUCCCCGUCGGUGAUGAAGGAUGUCAUGGACAAAGCUGUUGACCAAGCCAAAGCCGAUAAGGUCAUUGCUAACAAGUCCCUUGAGCUGUCACCAAACUUGGUUCUCGCAAUGGCAAACAUGUCGGCAGGACUCAAUCGUAACCUUGAAGAGCUAACAUUGCCUGCUAGUGGUGAACAAAAUCCUGACGUGAUGGAAGUUGUUACCAUGGUCGCAAAGAUCUCCGCGAUUAGCCGUGGCGAGGACCUGAUGAAUGACAUUGCCAGCGUAGCGUCCGGGCAAACCAGCGUGGAGGAUUUUGUCACAAAAAACAAGGUCGAGAACCUCAUGGAGAAGGCGCUAAACGCUCAGCUUCCGUCCACUUUUAGAGUCCCGAGGCCCCAUGCACCCCCGCCGCCUUCGAAGAAAUCAGGCAAGUUAGACAAGAAAGAACGUGAUAUCGUCAUUGGCGUUGUGGUGGGAAUCGGUGGCCCGAUCGUUCUCGGUGUCAUUGCCUUUUCGAUAUGGUUAAUCAUAAAGAGGUUCCCGAACCGCCGGGUGGCCGCCGGGUCCGGUUCUGGGACAGGGGGCGUUCAACCUGCCGCAAUUACCAUACGCCCAGCAAGCCCCCCGUGAGCUCCUUCCAUCCGAUGAGCUGUGAGUAGGCUUCUGUAAGCCAGGCCUGGUUAAUCAUGAAGAAAUUCCCCAACCGCCCGGUGGCUGCCGGGUCCGCUCCUGACGCUCGGGGUGUUCAAACUGCCGCAAUUACCAUACGCCCAGCAAGUUCCCCCCAAGCUCGGUCAGUGCGAUGAGCUGCGAGUAGGCUUCCGCAGGCCAGGCCUGCAACGGCUUUUCAAAGGGCAGUCGGAAGGAGAGAGAGGGAGAGGGAGUAAUGGUGCAUGACAUGGUGUUUUGGCUGGCUCUUGAUUCGGGACCUUUGACCGGAUCCGUUGACCAGGCCCGUUUGACCAAUGGAAAUCUCAUUUUGACCAUGAAGAAGCCUCUUAAGUGACUUGAGGGAGGUUUUGGGGCUAGGCUCUGGAACUCCAAGACUGGAACUGUGGGAAUGGAACUGUGGGACUGUGGGAAUGGAACAGCAAAUGCAUGGCAUGCAAAAUACUGGUGUGUGAACAGCCAACCAGACACAUGCGAGUGGGCGCCAGAACUGUUCGAAUAUUGCUUCUUCUGUUUAACAUGUCACUUCUGGUGUGGGCUGGUGCCAAGCAAUUGAUGUC